AUGUCGCCAUCUUCUAGUGUGCAACACUCACCCCCUGUUGAUCUCAGACGUAUGACGUCCAAUUCGACACUGCUUAACCCCCAAAAAGAUUCAACUAGGGAGCACAGACUCUCAACUCAUCUUUCUCAGCACUUGAAUACAAGGAUGGGCUCUCGCUCACCCUCUUCAAUUCCUUCAUCGCCAACAUCUGCCCACUCAUCGUCAUCCGCAAUUUUCGAGCGUGAUAUUGAGCCCAUGCACCCACCAUCUCCCCCUUCUCACCCGAAUCCCCAUCGCAUCGCACGCGCAAAAGGCACCGAGCAACUCGAGCACAGUGUACCUUCUGUGCUCGACAGUGCCGCUUCGAUUCUCACAGCCUCUUCUCCCAUGGAGGAAGAUCACAUUUCCGUCGUUAGUCCUUCGCGAGAUCGUGAUCGUCUCACUACUAGCGGUUUUGCUAGCCCAAUCGGUAGCUUGAGAAGCAGGAGCCCAAGUCCAACAGGAAGGACGAGCUUGUUACUGAGCAUCCCGACUCAGCAGGGGCCCAUCACCCCCCUAAAUAUUUCUGCGUCGGGUGUGGGAGCGGGCAGUCCACAGCGGCUGAGCAUCCAGACCAGCCCACUCGCUUUCCCCUCAAAACAGGGUACGAGUAGCAAGGCCUCUUCCCCACCUUCUAUCAACACGCCUGCAUCUGUAUAUUACUCGACGCUUUCAUCAGUUGAACCGUCACCUACGACCACAACUAUGGAGCAUCCCCCUACCGUACUCCCUCCUAAUGCCAUCUCAACACUCUCACCUUCAUCAACCUACACAUCUUCACCUUAUUCGCGUCCCAUCACUAUCUCCCACCCCCCGUCCCCGACGCACGGCCCCACUAAGCGUCUCUCGUUUAUGAGUUACGCUGAUCUGCUCGCAUCGACACCCGCAUCAAUGGUUCCGCUGUCAUCAUUCACCAGUUGUGCAACUCCCGACCCGCCGCCUCACAUUCCAGGUGUCGAAGGGUACGCGCUCAACCAGCACGAUGCUGCCAGUCUAAGCGGUCGUGAUCGCGACAGCAUCGCCUUGCUCGAUGACGUCGGUGGCGAGUGGGAGCGCGAGGGUCUCGGACGAGGCCUCGAAGAAAGAUUGGAGGCCUUGAUGAUCGUCCCUAGCAGAGCAUAA
Suillus subaureus is the source of this 1140-nucleotide messenger RNA. RefSeq lists its product as uncharacterized. NCBI's taxonomy places the organism in Eukaryota, Fungi, Basidiomycota, Agaricomycetes, Boletales, Suillaceae. Bases 1 to 1140 code for a protein of 379 amino acids. The record is from RefSeq and is a predicted model, not a curated record. The transcript has 2 exons.